Messenger RNA from Micromonas commoda, 1683 nucleotides. RefSeq lists its product with no specific name. The record is from RefSeq and is a predicted model, not a curated record. Gene Ontology annotation, biological process: peptidyl-lysine monomethylation. The transcript has a single exon. Gene Ontology annotation, molecular function: protein-lysine N-methyltransferase activity; protein binding. NCBI's taxonomy places the organism in Eukaryota, Viridiplantae, Chlorophyta, Mamiellophyceae, Mamiellales, Mamiellaceae. The coding region runs from base 1 to 1674 and encodes 557 amino acids.
AUGUCCACGACGGUCGCCGCGGCGGUCGUGCCGAUCUCGUAUCGUCGUCCGAUCUUUCGACGCCGGGUCGGUCCCGGGCGUUCCGCUCGAGGAAGGGACGGUGCGUCUCGUCUCGCCGCCGCCGCCGACACCGAGCAGGCGGGGCUGGACGAUGCGGUUGCCAAACUCCUGAGCUGGGCGGAGUCGGACUCGCUGAGACUCAGCGACAAGGUGACAGUCGGUGCCGCGUAUCCCGGAGGACCGCGCGGCUUGCUCGCAACGCGGGACAUUGAGCCGGGCGAAGAGGUCAUCUCGCUGCCGACAUCGUGCACCGCCUUCGAUGCCGACUACGCAUCCGCGGACGAAAUCUUUGGCCUGCGCGACGCCAUCGCCGCGUACGAAUCCAGCCCGAGCAGGGGCGGCGACGUCACCCCGGAGGUUUCUCUCGCGCUCCUCAUCGCGCUCGCGCGGCGCCAUCCCGAGCGCACUCCGUUCGGCCCGUACGCUGCCGCGCUGCCCGCGGACCCGCCCCCGUCGCCCAUCUUCUUUCCCGACGAGAAGCUCGAGGCCCUGCUGCCUUACCUGCCGCUGAGCCUCGUCGACGACAUCGACGCCGCGAGGCAGGAGAUGUACACGCUCUGGGACGUCGCGACGGCGGUGAUGGAACGCGUGAAGGUUGACGGCGAGCCCGCGGCGGCGCUCGGCUUGGACGAGUUUGCGUGGGCGUGGAUGAUGAUCCGGUCGCGCGCGGUGACCUUUCGCGUGAGGCGGGCCGAAAGCGGCGGAGACGGGGUGGACGCGCGGCGGUGCAUGGUGCCCGUGGUGGACAUCAUGAACCACGAGUGCUCGCCGGUGAAGGACCGGUGGCGCAACGCCCCGUUUCACAGGGGCCCCGCCGUCGAGCUCGAGGCUGGCGACGGAGCCGUCGCGUGGAGAGCCACCAGGGAGAUAUACGCGGGGGAGGAGGUUUCGUGGACGUACGGGAACCUGUCCAACGAGGCGCUCUGGCUGUGGUACGGGUUCGUCCCGGAACCACCGUCGCACGGGGGGUGCGUGGUCUCCUUUCAGCUGCCGGAGUCAUCGCUGAGGGGCGGUCUGGCAUCGGUGGCGAAGGGGGACUCGGCGGAAUCAGCCGUCGCUCGAGAGGAUCUCCUCGUCAGAUCCGGAGCGUUCGACGCGCGUAACGGGGCCGGGACCGAGCGAGGGACCGAGCGCGAGCUUCACUUCGAGGUGAAGGUUGGCGAGCGCCCGAAGGUCCUGGCCGGGAUAGCCGGCCUGAUGUGCUGCUCGGAGGAGGAGGUGCUCGCGAUAAAGAGGGCGCUGAUGUCGUUUGGCGGUUGCGUCAUGGACGAGGAGGAGGAGGAGGACGAGGGCGCCGUCGCGUUCGUGGACAUGAGCGGACGGCUCAAGGUCCGGCUGUGUCAGGAGAGUCGGCGACGCGCGGGUAGGUACGUCGCGUUCAUCCUCGACCAGGUUGAGCCGAUGGCGUGCGGCCCCUCGGGUGACGACCUACUCAGCCUGGACACCGUCAAGCCGGACGCGGUGGACGCGGACGCGUGGUGGGCGACGGUUCGGUUGCGAACGGCCGCGAAAGAGGUGUUCGCCAUCACGAACGUGACGCUGGAGGAGGAAGCGAUAAAGAGGGACGGCGGGUGGAUAGACGAAGCAGUCGCUAGCAUACUAAACAUCUACUGAUACGAAGGU